GCCGAUUUGGAAGCGACCGACGUCCCAAACUCAGUGUUGCAUUCUCUUCGCCACAACCAAGCCAGUAUCAAAAUGCGUUGGAUCCCCGGUCUUCUCAUGGCCCUUGGCGUGACCGUCGUCCAAGGACAAACGCUCAAUGCGGGUGUCUGCUGCAGCGUCGUCCGCAACUACGACUACUACGGCAACGACCUUGCGAGCAUCAAGGUGUCGGGCUCGGAGCAGGCGCAGCUCACGGCGUGCUGCGACGCGUGUGCCAACCAGGACGGCUGUGCCGGCUUUGUUGUCAACACCAAGACGUGCUACAUGAAGAGCAAGAUGGUGCAGUCCGGUGCCAAUGCCGGUCUCAUCGCGGCGUCGUACAUGUUUACGUCCAACACGUGCUCGACGCUCAAGCGCAACAUCGACUAUUCGGGCAACGACAUCAAGUCGUUUACCGUCAAGGGCGACGACCAAGCGCAAGCCGACCUCUGCUGUGAUGCGUGCUCCAACACCAUCAGCUGCAUUGGCUGGGUUGUCAAUGGCAAUACGUGCUGGCUCAAGAACAAGAUGGUCUACUCUGGGGACAACACGGGCUUGCUCUCGGGCAUGUACACGCAGCCCAAGAUCACGUCGGGUACAUGCGGCAGUCUUACCCAGGACGUCGACUUCAGCGGCAACGACAUCAAGAACUUUGCCGUGACGGGGUCGCCCCAAGAUCAGACCAACCAGUGCUGCGAUGCGUGCUCCAAGCAGGACGGCUGCGUCGGCUUUGUGACGUACAGCAACACGUGCUGGCUCAAGAAGGCGUGGGUCAAGUCGGGUGUCAAGCUCGGCGCGAUGGCGGGGACGUACACGGUGCCGUCGCUCUCCUCGUCUACGUGCUCGACGCUUGUGCGCGAUGUUGACUACAAUGGCAACGAUAUCACGAGCUUCACGGUCUCGGGCUCCGACCAAGCGCAAGCGGAUGCGUGCUGCGCCGCGUGCUCCAACACGAUCAGCUGCAUCGCGUGGGUGGUCAACACCAAGACCUGCAUCGCGUGGGUGGUCAACACCAAGACGUGCUGGCUCAAGUACGCGGUUGCGCCGGCCACGACCAACAAGGGCUUGAUCGCUGGCCAGUAUUCGCAGCCGGCGAUCUCGUCCGGUACAUGCGGCAGUCUUACCCAGGACGUCGACUACAGCGGCAACGACAUCAAGAACUUUGCUGUGACGGGAACUCCGCAAGAUCAGACCAACCAAUGCUGCUCCGCGUGCUCCUCCACGCUCGGCUGCAUCGGCUUUGUCACGCACAGCAGCACGUGCUGGCUCAAGCACGCGUGGGUCAAGUCGGGCCCCAAGUUCGGCGCUAUCGCGGGCACGUACGCGGCGCCGCUCCCGACGUCCAAGACCUGCUCGGCCAUUGUCAGUGGUGUCAACUACCCUGGCAAUGAUAUUGCCACGUACGGUGCCGCCGGCUCGGUCCAGAGACAAGCCGACUACUGCUGCUCCACGUGCUCGCAGACGAUCGGCUGCGUCGGCUGGGUGCUCAACAACGACGUGUGCUACCUCAAGAGCAACAACACGUGCUGGCUCAAGAACGCCUGGGUCAAGUCGGGUGUCAAGCUCGGCGCGAUGGCUGGUACCUUUACGGCGCCGCUCCCAACAUCCAAGACGUGCUCUGCCAUCACUCGUGGCUUCAACUACCCUGGCAACGAUAUCACCAGCUUCACCGUCACUGGUGUGGACCAGGACCAAGUCGACAAGUGCUGCUCUGCGUGCUCCAACACCAUCAGCUGCGUCGGCUGGAUCGUCGCCAGCAACAAGUGCUGGCUCAAGAACAAGAUGGGCCCCGCCAACGCGCUUGCGAAUGCACUCUCGGGCCAAUGUUGA
This is a messenger RNA of Saprolegnia diclina VS20, 1848 nucleotides long. RefSeq lists its product as hypothetical. Gene Ontology annotation, molecular function: protein binding. The transcript has 4 exons. The record is from RefSeq and is a predicted model, not a curated record. The coding region runs from base 73 to 1848 and encodes 591 amino acids. Gene Ontology annotation, cellular component: extracellular region. NCBI's taxonomy places the organism in Eukaryota, Oomycota, Saprolegniomycetes, Saprolegniales, Saprolegniaceae. Gene Ontology annotation, biological process: proteolysis.